Pongo pygmaeus (Bornean orangutan) is the source of this 3504-nucleotide messenger RNA. RefSeq lists its product as uncharacterized. The record is from RefSeq and is a predicted model, not a curated record. Lineage: Eukaryota; Metazoa; Chordata; Mammalia; Primates; Hominidae.
AUGGGAAUCGGAUUGGUUGCAGUGUGGCACAGACCUGGAACCUUCCUGAAAGAGGUUGGGGCAGGCAGUGACUGUUCAGACGUCCAAUCUCUUUGGGACACCUCUUCAGCUCUGUCUUCCCUGCCUCUGCCUUUAGGACGAGUCUCAAACACCAACAAACUCAAGGCACGUUCCCCCUCUCAGGUCAGCUGCGAAGGGAUGGGAGCAAGAGAGAGCCUCUCCCUCCUUCUACUUAGAGUUUGUUUGUUUGUUUGUUUGUUUCAAAUAUUAAUGGACGAUAAAACAACACGGAUUCGUCACCUCCUAGCGAAGAGGAAGCCACCGCCACCACACCCCUCAAGCAUGCCCGGGCACUCCUGGGGACAUUCGGACGUGGCAGGAGUUGGCAUGCCCAAGAUGGAGCUGGGAAGGAUGACCCAGAGUGGAAGGCGUGGGCUGAGGCUCCAGGUCUCAGCUCUUGCCAGCGUCGGACUACACAGCUUUACCAGCUUUGCACCUUGCCUUUCCUUCUUGUGAGGCAUCUGGGACCGUCCUAUCAAGGCGCUUCAAAGGUGGAAGGACAGUGCUGGGGACAAGAACGUACCAGGCUCCCAGAAGAUUCCACUAGUGCGGCCAAACACUAAGACCAGGUUUCCUCCCUGCGUGGUGGUCGUUGGUUGUGCACGGGCCGCGCACGAAGACUGAAUGCCUGAGAAAUGGAAACUGCAGGAGAAAAAUCAAAUAAACUUAGAGGCCUGUGAAGCUCUCCCUGUCGUCGCUCUGGGACCGCUGUAAGCUGAGCUGCAUCUCAGAUACCUUCUCCACCUGGAGGAUGGGCCUUUCUUAGGCACGAAGUGCGUGUGCCCCACUGGGCUCUUGCCCACAAGAGCAGUCUGAACCCUGGAGAGGCUGACACAGAGGUGUCUUGAAGGAAGCAGGCACACUCUCAUGCUUCUCCACCUAGGGUUUCGCCUUUCUUCUAAUAUUUAGGAUUCCCAGUGAAGGGUACUCCACACACACCCUCUCCCUACCCCUAAUCUCACCCCAUUGUGUCUGAUCCCACAAUUACUCCCAGGGUAUCUAUACUCACAGCUUUUGCGCUCAAAGAACAUUAUCGUCUGCGGGGAACGGGUGGAGCCCUUCUCAGAAGCUCCCGGGGGCGAGUCCAUUUUAAGAAUGAGUUGAAGUAGGAAAGAAAACACAGAUGCUGUCUUUGCAUUCGACAUUCUAUCACCAGCAAGAGAAUAUGUAACUCCUGUUCUUUCCUUCAUUAUUCCAUGAAUUACCUUUUUUCUCUAGGGAUCCACCAGUUGGUGAUUUAGGGCUUUUAAAUAUUAUGCUUGUUACGUAUUUAACAAAAUGUAAUAUGUCUACUGGUGGCAUUGUUUCCUUGGGAAAUUAGAAAAGUAGAAGCUACAUACUGUAGUUCCUAGGUGGUCUCUGGAAAGUUGGCCUCAUGCUGGUUGGCUAAAUAAUAAGUGUUUAGGAUUUGAAAGGAAGAAAGAGAGCUGAAGGCCUGGUGACAGAGUUUGUGAGAAACAGAAGAUGUAACACUCUGGCAUUUAUUGAGGGGAUGAAGAAGAACUUUUGAAAAAUAAGCUAUUCUAUUCAGUUUUGUGCAAAUUUAUUGCAGUUGCUUCAUAGAGGAAGAAUAAUGUUUAGAAUGGAAUAAUUGCAAAUGCUAGUGAUGAAAUCUAAAGGAAACCUCUACUCAUAGUUAACUGAAAGUAUUUUUGUUGUUGUUGUUAAGUACUUAUCUCAUUGCUUUCUUUCCUUUGCAGAAUUAUUUUCCUAUAAUAGUUUCCAUUAGGUGUCAGUCUGACUGAACUGGUUCUUAUUUAAGUUAGGGGUGAAAAUGUUCCCUCAUCAGACCUUUUAAGAUAAGAAAGUGGGAAAAAUUAAAACUUUAUUAAGUUGAAAUUACUGGAGUUAAUUUUUAUUGUAACAAGGCAGCUUUUUUCUUCCCAGAAAAAAUAAUUUUAAAUUAUGUCGCCACUAGUCAAUGACUGCUUUUGCCCUGUCACUGUCCAUAGCCAUGAUUAAAGAAGUACAAAAUGCUUGUUUGUGCUUUUCAUGCUAGAUCCAAGUAGUGUUAAGGAGUCAUAAUUUUUGGAUGGCUUUUCAAUUGAUAUCCUAAUACUAGAAGGGUAAGCAGCCUUUUCUAAUAUUUCUUUUGCUUUACAAAGGUGGUAGAAAUUUUUCCUGAAAGAAAGAACAUGGAUUCAGCUUAAGCUGUUCAUUUGACAAUACUGAGGGCACAGUAAAGGAAGGAGACAAAUUGUGAAAAUUACUUUUGUCCACUAGUUUUACUUUAAUAAAGCCUGCUUAAAUACUCAGAAUUUAUGAACACAAUUUAUGACGUAUAGGUGGGAGAUUUUAGGUCGCCCAUUUAAAUUUAUAUAAUGUCUAUAAAUGGUCAAUUUUAUACUAUAAUAUUCAUUAAUAAGUAUAAGAAACAUCAUCUUGAUUGGUCGUUUGCUACUGAGUCCCAAGUAAGUAGCUUGAUAGAAACUGCAUUUUUCAGAAAAUUUGCUUAUUUUAUUCUUUGUAUUUGUGAAUUCUGUUCUGAUGUUGUUGCUUGAAUAGAAUUGUGGGGAGUGGUGAUGGUAUUCGUGGUUAAAGAUCCAUAGAGCAUCAUGACAACCCUAUGAACUUUCCCUGAGGCCAUUGUGAGCCCUAGAAUGAUGUGGCUCUUGGUGUCAGAGCAAUGCCAAUAUAGAACGAGAACAGAGGUCCCAGUGAAAGUCCAAGCAAAGGCAAGCAACAAUGAAGUAGCAUUUUGAUGGAAGGAAUAUUCCAAAAACCCUAUUAUCAAUUUGUGUCUUAUUAUAUUCCACAUUAGUCAUGAGAAAUUUUCAAAUGUAAAAAUGGACAACAAAAUUAGAGAUGAUGGGUAUAUUGGGAAACAUUUUUGUGUUUUAUGUAGGACAGAGGAGAAGUGCUAAGGACAUAGAAGGAAAGACAGCAUAAGGCCAUCACAGUUGUUCACCAUCUUGUCAAUAUGUACAGGUGCAGCUACCAUUGUGUCACGGAAAUGACAGAAUGAUGUUCUUACUGUGUUGGAAAGUAGUGUAUUCUGCAUAGGAGACUUACUGUUUAAAAGUAAAUUUCUUUUGGAUAUAUUUUCAGUAAGAAGAAAAAAUGUAAUAAUGACUUCAGAAUAUUUAAAGACUUUUAAAUCAUUCAGCUAUUGAAUUUAGUUAUUGAUAGCUGUAGAACUAUAAACACAAAUGCUAAGUAGAUUUUAAGCAAAUAGCUUUGUAGUACAAUUUGUUUUUUAAAUGUUUUCAGAUUUUUAUCUUAGUGCUUAUACUUUAAAUCAUGACUUACAAGUCUUGCGUUUAAGUCUAGAAAACAUUUUGCAUGAUUGUAUAAAAUAAACAUUUUAGUUGAGGAAACACGGCAGUUCAUCCAAAAAACAUAAGCCAAAAAUAUAUAUUGUAAUAUUUUAAAUUUCUUGAAAUGUGUUUAUUACCCAGUAAUUAGUUGAGUUUGUUGAGUGCAUCCUAACAAUAAAAUCAGUGU